This is a messenger RNA of Eleginops maclovinus (Patagonian blennie), 1182 nucleotides long. It is a transcript of the gene socs4, whose product is annotated as suppressor of cytokine signaling 4. Gene Ontology annotation, biological process: intracellular signal transduction; phosphatidylinositol phosphate biosynthetic process. The transcript has a single exon. Bases 1 to 1182 code for a protein of 393 amino acids. Gene Ontology annotation, cellular component: phosphatidylinositol 3-kinase complex. The record is from RefSeq and is a predicted model, not a curated record. Lineage: Eukaryota; Metazoa; Chordata; Actinopteri; Perciformes; Eleginopidae. Gene Ontology annotation, molecular function: 1-phosphatidylinositol-3-kinase regulator activity.
AUGUCAGAGAAAAAACGAGGUUCAGACACUCGUCCCAAAAGUGGCCUCCGCAGUUGGAGUGCAGACAGUUAUGUUUGGCGGGGAAAGAAACGCUCCCGGAGCUCUCGCAACGGGUCGACUCCUGGAGGACUAGAGGUGGAGGGGACGGAGGAGCUGGGUGUGCGGUCAACAUCAUGUCCGAGGCGGCGCAGAGAGAGAAAGUGUAGCUGCAGCACUCUUGGGGAUGCAUUGACGUCUGCAGACAUUGAUGUGGUGUGUCGGAAGGCCUUGUCCCACCGCUCACUGCGACAAAAGUUUCAGGAUGCCGUGGGUCAGUGUUUUCCUCUGCGCUCUAACCAUCACCAUCAUCAUCACCACCAUUCACUAGGUUCCUCACGCCCCUUCUCAGUGCUCUUCUGGUCCAAACGCAAGAUCCACGUCUCAGAACUCAUGCAAGAAAAGUGUCCCUUCUCCCCCAAAUCUGAACUGGCCCGAUGUUGGCACCUUAUUAAAAAUCAAGCAACCCACCAGAAUGCCCUCAAGGACAUGGAGACUCCUCUCAAACCCAAUGUUUCAACUUCCUCUAGCUCCCCACCAAUGACCCCUCUCUCCUGGGAUGACAUCUGCUGCUCUCCUGGUCCUGGAGGCACCAGUCUCGAGGACUGGGACCCUUCUUGUUCUCAUGGAGGAGCAGAGGGCAGCUGUGGCCAUACUGACUACAUCCUUGUUCCAGAUCUUCUUCAGAUCAACAACAGCUCCUGUUACUGGGGUGUGUUGAACCGCUUUGAGGCGGAGGAGCUGCUUGAGGGCAAACCAGAGGGGACCUUUCUGCUCCGAGACUCAGCCCAGGACGAGUUUCUCUUCUCAGUCAGCUUCCGCCGCUACAGCCGCUCCCUGCACGCACGCAUUGAGCAGAACGACAAACGCUUCAGCUUUGAUGUGCGUGACCCGUGCAUGUACCGGGAUCCCAGUGUGACCGGACUACUGAGACACUACAGUGACCCGGCCACCUGCCUCUUCUUUGAACCCCUCCUUUCCCGGCCGCUUCCAAGGACCUUCCCUUUCACCCUCCAGCACCUGUGCAGGACUGUGAUCUGUAGCCACAUCACCUACCACGGCAUAGACAACCUGAUGCUGCCCUACCAGCUCAGGGACUACCUCCGACAGUACCACAUCAAGUGUGAUGGGGCCUGCGCUGUUUGA